AUGAAGACAACCACUCUAUCGAUGAUCCUCUUGGGUCUUUUCACCGCCGUCCAAGCUGGCCAGAACUGCAAAUGCCAGGACGGCAAUGGUCAAUACAAUGACCUAACAGAACAGUGCUGCAAGCUGCACGCCUGUGGCAGUGGUGCAGCGGGAACGAGCAGCCACUACCCAGGGCCUAACCACCAAUGUUCUGCCGAGGGCACAAAUUGUCUCGAUUCCGGCGCCUUUGUUCAGUGCUGCCAAAUGCUCGGCGUCGGGGGUGCUUACUGCUGGAACUAG
Fulvia fulva is the source of this 279-nucleotide messenger RNA. RefSeq lists its product as uncharacterized. The transcript has 4 exons. Bases 1 to 279 code for a protein of 92 amino acids. The record is from RefSeq and is a predicted model, not a curated record. NCBI's taxonomy places the organism in Eukaryota, Fungi, Ascomycota, Dothideomycetes, Mycosphaerellales, Mycosphaerellaceae.